AUGGCAGAUUCAAAAGCUGGUAGUUCAGGUAUUUUUAACAUCCUGUUCAGUACCACAUAUGCCCUGAUCUCACUAACAACUCGUACUAUUCUUCGGUUUGGCCUCACGACGGCUUUGAUUGCAACCGUUGUAAUCACCCUUCAUGCUGCAGGUCAAUUUAGCAAACGAACUUUAUCGCAAAGGCAAGAUGUUUUGGAUAUAAUUUACUGGCGUGAUCCGAAAAAAUCUGGUGCAGUACUUGGUGUUACUCUCAUUGCGUUGCUCGUAUUCGCGAAUUUUCCAUUGAUUGCAGUCUUUAGUUAUGUUGGAUUGUCAAUCCUUGGUGGUACGCUCGGUUUUCGCAUUUACAAAUUGAUUGAAGCACAGAUUAAAAAAACGGAUAGCACAAAUCCAUAUCAGGCAUAUUUGGAGGACAAGGAAUUUUAUUUACCUAAAGAAAAAGUGCAUCAACAAGUGGACGCACUUAUCGAGCAUGUGCAGUUUAUCGGUAACAAACUGAGGCGGUUAUUUUUAGUGGAAAAUAUUGUGGAAAGUGUCAAGUUCGGUCUUCUACUUUGGGCGCUUACAUAUGUCAGCUGCUGGUUCUCUGGAUUCUCUCUACUGAUACUUGCAAUAUUGGCUGUAUUCACAAUCCCAAAAGUAUAUGAGGUUUACCAAGAACCUAUUGAUCAUAAUGUUUCCUUGGCGAAGCAACAUGUCGACAAUGUAAACAAGAUGAUUGGCGAAAAGGUACCGUUCUUGAAGAAGGCUGCUGCUUGCGACAUCAGUCAUGAGAAGUCAUAUUGA
Molecule: messenger RNA, 786 nt
Organism: Acanthocheilonema viteae
Lineage: Eukaryota; Metazoa; Nematoda; Chromadorea; Rhabditida; Onchocercidae
Source: the annotation of a GenBank genome assembly